Molecule: messenger RNA, 1630 nt
Organism: Papilio xuthus (Asian swallowtail)
Lineage: Eukaryota; Metazoa; Arthropoda; Insecta; Lepidoptera; Papilionidae
Product: prolactin-releasing peptide receptor-like
Exons: 3
Coding region: 182-1507 (441 amino acids)
Biological process (GO): G protein-coupled receptor signaling pathway
Cellular component (GO): neuron projection; plasma membrane
Molecular function (GO): neuropeptide Y receptor activity; neuropeptide binding
Source: RefSeq, a predicted model, not a curated record
CGAUUACAGAUUACUAACAUGUCACCGGUUAGUUAAUAUUGGUUUUAGUAUCUGUGCGUGUUAAUUAAACGCUGAAACAUGUAGGUCCAACAUUAAAUUUUGAGCCACCGUCAAAGCUCGUAAAAUUGACAGACUUAAAAGUUAUUGUUCGCUAUUACGAACGGCGCCUCGAUCGAGAACGAUGAACGACAGAAUUUUAAGUUUUACUGCCGCGAACAACACCCAACUCAAUAAUGUCACUUCAAGAAAUAUCACCUCCAACCUCGAAACGAAUGGCUACGAGAAUAUUAUAGACAACAAAUUUAUACAAGGAGUAUUCUGUGUUAUUUACACGAUCAUUUUUGUACUCGGUCUCCUAGGUAACCUACUAGUCUGUUUCGUUGUUUUACGGAACAAAGCAAUGCAGACUGUAACAAACUUAUUCAUCACUAAUUUAGCACUUUCAGACAUUUUACUGUGUAUAUUCGCAGUUCCUUUUACGCCCCUUUAUUCGUUUCGCGGAUCGUGGAAUUGGGGUUCACUUUUAUGCCACGUAAUGCCUUUCGCACAGGGUUGUAGCGUAUACAUAUCCACUUUGACUUUGAUGUCUAUUGCUAUUGACAGAUUUUUUGUAAUAAUUUAUCCGUUUAGACCUAGAAUGAAAGUUGAAACUUGUAUCACUGUAAUUAUUAUGAUAUGGACCUUCGCUAUCACCGUGACUAUGCCUUACGCGAUAUAUAUGACAUACUAUGAUUUGGAUAUCGGAAGAUUUUGUGAAGAGACUUGGCCAACGGAGAAACUGCGACGUGUAUUUGGAUCCGUGACGUCAAUAUUACAAUUUGUCUUACCAUUUAUAGUGAUAGCAUUUUGUUAUACUUGCGUUAGCUUCAAGUUGAAUGAUAGAGCUAAAGCAAAGGCAGUCAGUAAGAAUACGCGUAAAGAGGAAUUUGAUAAAAACAGAAAACGUAGAACUAACCAAAUGUUGAUAGCUAUGGUGACAAUCUUCGGUCUGUCUUGGCUCCCACUGAAUGUUAUUAAUCUUUGCAACGAUUACUACAUCUACGCUAUUCACCUCAAGUAUUACUUUUUAAUCUUCUUCAUUGGUCACGUGAUCGCAAUGUCUUCGACAUGUUACAAUCCGUUCAUCUACGCUUGGAUGAAUGAGAACUUUCGUAAGGAGUUUAAGCAGUUGAUUCCCUGCAUAGAUACUUCGGCACAAUUCAGGGGCAACAUACAGAUGGAACAGCUGGGAGUUGGUCCUUCAGAGAAAACGUUUAAUGGUACGAAUACGACGACUGAUAGCUACCUCUCCAGUUCUACAAGACCCGCGUCGUUCAGACACAAGAGGAAACCAAGUGCCGCAGCAGAUGUGGAAAAGAGUGGUGUGGAACUGAACGAGGAUCUUCUUACGGUGGACGUGAAGCACUGCCAUAUAUCCACUAGUUAUAACCUGAGGAGGGAGUCGGUGAAAUUAAGGCUAAUUAAUGAGGAGUCAUUCGAUGGAUCACCGUCACAAAGUCAGUUCUAACGGUUGAUGUCGCCGGUCCAGCCAUAGACAAGUUCAAAUCGAAACAUAAAAUAAUGUUUGAAGAAUACCUAAUAUUUUUGGAUUAUGUAUUUUUAUUGGUAGCAACUCCUAUGCUACUGGUUU